Molecule: messenger RNA, 4904 nt
Organism: Patella vulgata (common limpet)
Lineage: Eukaryota; Metazoa; Mollusca; Gastropoda; Patellidae
Product: epidermal growth factor-like protein 7
Exons: 8
Coding region: 886-1911 (341 amino acids)
Molecular function (GO): protein binding; calcium ion binding
Source: RefSeq, a predicted model, not a curated record
UAAAGGCCUAACUAACUGUGUUUAUAAGCUAGACGCGUCUGAUAUAUCCAUAUCGCUUCACGGCAGACGGACAUUUAUCGUCUGUUAGUUAACUUGGAGAUCGCUUAAAAUUGCUGAGAGGAGUCGAGUGAGGAGACGAAAUCGGAGUCGCACCUUUUAUGUUUUUAUUCUAAUCAGGUGUUUAGAUCAGUAGACGUUUUUCUUCAAUAUUAAUAAUAAUCAUUAUUAUUUUUUUAAAAUUCUCAGUUGUCGAAUUCGUAGAUUAUUACAAGUCUGGUCGUUUGGAAGAAAAUAUAAAAAGACGAAGCGAUUAAUUCAGAAAAAAAAUCAACUAUUCGUUAAUUAAUACUGUCGCAUUUAAUGGUAUUUGAUUUUGUAUAAAGUUUUGCGUGACCGGGAGGAAUUCUAAACUGUGUUACGACAGAGUUAAAUAAAAUCUUAUCAGGUGACAUAUCUUAAGAAAAGACUUUUUUUAAUUCUGGAUUAUUUUCUUGGUGUUGUUUUUUGUUGCACAAGUGAUAAGAAACACUUAAAAAGGUAAUUAAAACACAUUAAAUCGAGAGUGGCUUCAAAUAGUGUUUUGAAAAUUAGAAGAAAUCUACGCGUGUAGGAUAUGCUCAGGAAAUGAUAGAAUUCAUUGGAUUUUAAUCAUCAACUACAGGGAGGUCUGCAAAAUAAGUAGCUAAUUAAACAAAAACAGUAUAUGCGUCGAUCUUAUUAGUAUUUUAUUUGGGACUGACACAUGGUACAUGUUAAACAUUUAUUCUUGUGGAUUUAGUAAAACAUUUAUGAUCUGAGAGAUAUUCAAGCUUUCAAUUUUUAACACCAAAAUAACCUGCUGACUUUGUUUGAUCAAGUGUAUAUAGUCCUAACACGAUUAUUAACAUGAGGUACCAGUGCUUCUUGGUGAUAUUCUUAGAAUAUGUUCUUCUUGAUUUGAAAGGUGUAAUAUUGGCAUCGACGGAUCAUAGAUUAUAUCGCAGCGGUCGCCAUGUUUGUAUGCAGCAGACACAACAAGCUCAACCUGUUCCAAUCAGACAAUCCUACUGGAGAUCCGUACACAGACAAGUCCAGGAACCCUGUAGCAAUGGAUAUGGUUUAUGUCCCAGAUUUCGGGUUGUAUAUCAGCGUGCUUUUAGAACAGUAUUUCGUAUGAGAAUAAAUGUAAAGUUAGAGCCUAAAUGUUGUCCUGGUUGGGAAAGGUCGUCACCUCAUGAACAUGGCUGUUUAAAACCCAUAUGUAAAGAUGGUUGUAUCAGUGGUACCUGUACAGGACCCAACACCUGUUCGUGUAAGGAAGGGUGGACCGGUAUAAACUGUGAACGAGAUGUUGAUGAAUGUGAGGGAAAACAUGGCUGUUCACAGGAAUGUUUAAAUCAGCAGGGAAGUUAUGAAUGCGCCUGUUCUGAUGGCUUCACCUUAGCUCCAGAUAUGAAAAGUUGUACAUUUUGUAUGUCGUGUACUAAAGAAUAUCGAGAAAUGCAGGAUACCAUAGGGACGUUAUCACGUAAAGUACGUUCUAUAGAAGACGUAAAGAUAGGUAGACCGAGUGGAGGAGAAAGGGCUAUGAAAGAUAUGGCUAUCUCAAUAACAGAACUAAAAGCGAAGGUGACAACGUUGGAAAAAGAAAAGAAUAUGUUGAUGGGGAAUUUAACACAUCUAGAAAAGAAUUAUAAAAAUGCUAUGGUAGCCAUGGACGAGAUUAAAUCCUUUACUCAUCCGGCUCAAAUACCAACAACAGCUAAACCUUAUAAUUUAAAUCCGUAUGCAGCUAAUCCUGAUGCCAUGCCGUUUGAUAGAGUAGCAUCUUUAAGUGAACAGAUCUCGUUACUAGAAGAACGACUGGAAGGAUGUACGUGUAAAGAUUAUGAAGAUUAUAACGGUAAACAACGCGACAGUUUUCGUGGUUAAUCAUGGAUUACCCUUGAAUCCCAUUGUAGAGAGAGGACGUACAAAGUAAUACGCAAAUCAUUGUUUCGGAUUAUAAUAACUAAAAAUCAAAAUAUUGCAUAGCAAGAACAAGAGUGCGAAAAGUGUCAAUGGUUAUCGUUCGCAAUAUUUACAUGUUGCAUUUUAUUUCAUGUUUUAUGUAAAUAUUAAAACGACUUGGAAUGAUUAUAAAAACUUAUAAGCGGCGACAAACCAGGAUUUUCUUUCGGGUUAGAACGUUUUUGAAUACAAAGUUUCUGAUGUGGUCCUUCAAGUAAUAAACACAAAGCAAACACGUGACAUGGAGUGCGAAAAUGUUGUUAUUCACGAGAUGGGAACGAAAUGGUAACCGUGGCAAUUAACAUUGCUAGUCACGUCACGUCACGUUUGAAAACCCAUUACAAAAUAUUGUGUUGGUAUUAACCAUGGUGAUGGGGUGGUAGUAAAUGACAUUGCUAGCAAUACCUCGUUGGAUAUUUCAUUACAUGUUGAUAUCAGUGUCCUUCGUCUUGUCUCAAGAUAUUUUAUUACCUAUCUUGAGCAGUUGUCUCAAUUUUUCCUGACUGGGCUUGACUUUCAUUAUUGAUCAAUAUAUUAACAAAUGUGAAUCGAUAUUUAAAAAUAUAGAUGAAGGGACAAUGCUCUGUGGAGGACCUGUAUAGCAUAUGGUAUAAUAUAUUUAUAGAGAGCCUUAUGUCGAACAUCGAUCAGCUACUCAGUACCUAGAUACUUGAAGGAUUGCCCUAUCUUAUGGAAUUAUUUCUGCAACAUGUCAUUCUGUGUAUGCUGGAUGGAAUGUUAGAGAUAGGAGCAAUUGAGAAAGACAACGAGGACAUUGUGACAAUUUGAUCAAGACUACAUAAACAAUUAUAUAGCUAGUUUAUCCAAUAUUACCUCUACAACAAUGUUCACCCAGUCUUGAAUGGCCAGAUUAUAUCGAGAUAUACCCAUCAUUAUCUCUACCUCAAAACAUCCUUAUAGAUAUUAUGUAUCCAGAUAACGACGUGGAUCACCAUGUGUUGAUUAUAAAGGAGAAUUCUCAGAUGGUAUAGGCAUUUUAAACCGUUAUCAGAGUUUUGAACAUUAUUAGAGGUUUAAACCGUUAUACGAGGUUUAAACUGUUCUAAGCGGUUUAAACUGUUAUUAGAAGUUUAAACUGUUAUUAGAGGUUUAAACUGAUAUUAAAGAUUUAAACUGUUAUAAGGGGUUUAAACUGUUAUUAGAGGUUUAAACUGUAAAAUGAGGUUUAAACUGUUUUAAGUUUAAACUGUAAAAUGAGGUUUAAACUGUUUUAAGUUUAAACUGUAAAAUGAGGUUUAAACUGUUUUAAGGGGUUUAAAUUUUUAUAAGAAGUUUGAACUGUUGUUAGAAUUUCAAAUUAUAUAAGAGGUUUAAACUAUUAAACUGUUCUAGGAGGUUUAAACUGUUAUUAGAGGUGUAAACUGUUCUAAGAGGUUUAAACUGUUAUCAGAGGUGUAAACUGCUAUAAACUGUUUAAAGGGGGUUUAAACUGGCCUAAGAGGUGUAAACUGCUAUUAGAGGCUUAAACUGUUACUACAGAUUUAAAUGUUUAAGUUCUAUAUUUUGCCUGCCUUGUUGAUAUAAUUGGUUUGGUGCAAUGCAUAAAGGCGGCUCGGUAUAAAUACUCGUGUACAUCGGAAUUGUUCUACUGAAAUAAACUUUAACUUACAUUGCUAACCGAUUUGAUACCCUUGUUCAACAACUGUUUCCGGUGAGCAAAGAGUGAUGUGAGUUGGUAAAAUAAAUUUGCAGUAGCAGUAGUCAUUGUGCAGAACUAUAUAACAAUACAAACAAGCGUGAAUUCAUUCUAAAGAAAGAGAUGUCAGGUGUUCUAGAAAGAGUUGAGAUAUAUCGCCCACUCCUCACCCCCUCACGUUCAGGACACGUGCCAAUGGUUUAGACAGGACUAGGGAAGUUGAUAGCUACGAUAAUUAAAUAUAGUGCAUCUUGUAUAUUAUAUUGUUGUUAUAGCAUUUUGUAUCAGAAUUGUUAACUUCUAGCCUAUAUGCAUCGAUACAAAUGUAUGAACAGCAAAGUUAGAUAAUGGUUGGUUGGGGCUAAGAGGAAUAGUAUAAACACGAUAGUAAAGAUACGAUAAUUAAAUAUAGUGAAUCUUGUAUAUUAUAUUGUGGUUAUAGCAUUUUUAAUCAAAAUUGUUAACGUGUAGCCUAUAUGCAUCGAUACAAAAGUAUGAACAGCAAAAUUAGAUAAUGGUUGGUUGGGGCUAAGAGGAAUAGUUUGGACCGGAAGCGGAAGUCUAUAAACACGAUAGUUAUAUAUAGUUCCGCUUGGAUAUUAUAUAGUUGUUGUAGUAUUUUUAAUCAACAUUGUUAACUUGUAUAUAUGGAUACACACGUAUGUACAACCCAAGUUAGAGAAUUGGUUGGUUGGGGCUAGAGUGAAUAGUUUAGACCGGAAACGGAAGUCUAUACAUGAAUCACCCAUUCCAAAAAAAGGGAGUGUCACUGUUGCAUUGUGGGAGAUCGGUGAGCAAACUACUCGUAGGCCGCCAUUAGCUUGCAUUGGAUUUUCCUGACCAAAUUUCGAUAAACGCCGAUUUUACGUUAAUUUUAGUGAUGGGGGAUAUUUCAUAUGAUGUGAUAGAGACACAGAUGGUUGAUGCACGUAAAGAAUACCUCAGAAAGCACAUUCUGAAGUAUACACAUCGCAAAAAGGUAAAAUGAAAACUCCAAAACAAGCAGCUGUCAAAAUUUAACCUUCCUAUCAAUCAGCUGAUCGCUGUCACUUUAGCAGGUCAAUACUCAAACUGUGAGUGUACAGUGUUGCAUAGAAAUAAAUAGCACAGGGUACAUUAAGAAUGCUUAAUAAAAAAACAUGUUUAUUACGUUCAGUAUUAUUCAUUUAAAUAUUUUAAAAUUAAUUACUAUUAUUACUUGUAUGGUUAAGUUUUGACAGCUGUUUGUUUUGAAAUUUUAAUUUUACCUUUUUGCGAU